CGUCAGCAGCAAAUGACAGCUUUCAAGGUGGAGGAAAAUCCGACAAUGGAGUGAACUGCGUACGACUAGGCGUAAAGUCUAUCAGCGAUAUCCGUCUCCAUCCUUGUGUUUUGGGGCAAUAAUGACCCCCAAAAUACGGAGAACAUAAACUGCGCGAUUCAUACUAUCGGAUGAUAUCGAUAUUAUAGGCCUUCGUUCCUCAGAAAAAUUAAAAAGGGAUGGUGAAAUUUGUAUUGUUACAGAAGGAACUGGGGGACGGGGGAGUGUGAAUUAAGGGGGUUGUAAACCAGUUAAGGAAGGUGGAAUAUUUGCCGAGGUAACGUAAACGAAAGGUUAAAAGCUGAACAUUAAGGAUAAGCAACAUUAAUUACCAAGGUACCAACGAAGCAACAGACGUAACGUUAGCUAAUAGCGAAAUGGAGCUGAGAGUGGGGAAUCGAUACAGACUGGGCAGAAAAAUUGGAAGUGGAUCUUUCGGGGACAUCUAUUUAGGCACAGAUAUUUCAGUGGGUGAGGAGGUUGCGAUUAAGUUGGAAUGUGUGAAGACCAAACACCCCCAGCUCCACAUCGAGAGCAAGAUCUACAAGAUGAUGCAAGGAGGAGUGGGAAUUCCAACAAUAAAGUGGUGUGGAGCAGAAGGUGACUACAAUGUGAUGGUGAUGGAGCUGCUGGGGCCCAGCCUGGAGGAUCUCUUCAACUUUUGUUCCCGCAAAUUCAGCCUCAAGACAGUCCUGCUACUUGCUGAUCAGAUGAUCAGUCGCAUUGAAUACAUUCACUCCAAGAACUUUAUCCACAGAGAUGUGAAGCCUGAUAACUUCCUGAUGGGACUGGGCAAAAAGGGCAACCUGGUCUACAUUAUCGACUUUGGCCUGGCUAAAAAAUAUCGUGAUGCUCGCACACACCAGCACAUCCCCUACCGUGAGAACAAGAACCUGACUGGCACUGCACGCUACGCCUCAAUCAACACACAUCUGGGGAUUGAGCAGUCAAGACGCGAUGACCUGGAGUCCUUGGGCUAUGUUCUCAUGUAUUUUAAUCUGGGCUCACUGCCUUGGCAAGGCCUUAAGGCUGCUACCAAGAGGCAGAAGUAUGAACGGAUCAGUGAGAAGAAAAUGUCCACCCCCAUUGAGGUGCUUUGCAAGGGAUACCCAUCUGAGUUUGCGACCUACCUGAAUUUUUGUCGCUCCCUGCGCUUCGAUGACAAGCCAGACUACUCAUACCUACGGCAGCUCUUCAGGAACCUGUUCCACAGACAGGGCUUCUCUUAUGACUAUGUAUUUGACUGGAACAUGCUGAAGUUUGGAGCCAACCGUGCAGCAGAGGAAGCAGAGAGAGAACGCCGGGACCGGGAGGACAGGCUGAGGCAUGGCAGGAACCCAGGGGCCAGAGGAAUACCUGCCGCAUCAGGACGACCACGAGGAACCCAGGACGGAGCCCCGCCCACCCCGCUAACACCCACCUCACACACAGCGAAUACAUCCCCUCGACAAGUGUCUGGUAUGGAGCGUGAACGAAAGGUCAGCAUGCGACUGCACCGCGGGGCUCCUGUCAACGUGUCAUCCUCAGAUCUAACAGGACGGCAGGACACUUCCCGCAUGUCCACCUCACAGAUGGUGUCCGGUGUACCGCCUGCUGGUGUCCAUCUUCUAGCUCCUCGAUGAGCCACACAAUGCAACCUGGCGGACCAAGCCCUGAAGCAAUCUGACAUACUAAUACUACCACUAUUAAUUACUGCUACUACAGCUACCGUUGGAAGCCAGCUUUUGACUCGGCACAAACUGCUUUCUGACUGACUGUUCUCAGUAUGUUGCCUCCUUCAGAAUCUUGUACACUCUCUUUCUCUUACUCUUACCAUUUCUGUGUGUUGGUCUGACCUCCUAAAAUAUUAAAGGGUAUUGGACGUCAGGACGGUUUUCUGUCAACUUCUUCAGGAGACAAUUCGAUCCGAUUCUGAAUGGACAGUGCUUUGUCUAGGGCAAACAUGGCAACGCAGCAGUCUUUUCUAGGACACUGACUGAUGAAACAAGAUUUAACGCCACUGGCUCCUCCUUCCUCUGCGAAAACAACUCCACUUCCACUGUCAUUGUCUGCUAGUUCAUAUCUGAUCAAUAAAACAGCUUUUCUCUUUUUUGCAGUAAGGUGUAUCAAGCUGAAACAGCAGCUCUUCAUUGUGUAUAUAUAUGUAUGGGUAGCUUUUGGGGUGUGAUGCUUUUCAUGGUAUUUGCAGUUUUCAUUCCCUCCUCCCACUGCCACGUUUCCUGUUUUUAAUAGUCACCACCACUGAUGGCUCGCUUCUGUAACUCUAUAGUCAUUUGUAUCAAAUACAAAGAAACCACUUCUUUGCAUGUUUUAGAGGUGAGCCUUCAGAGUCAGGUGUGGGGGCUCAAGUGCUAUUUGAACCCAUUAACGUACCAAAAUUAUGCUUUGGUAUCUUUGGUGCAGGCGGUUGUGUAUUCAACCAGUAGUUGGCAAGCUGUCUGUUCACCUCCAGGCACAGACACCUGGUGUACUCUCCAACGAGCCCUGUUCCUUUCUAGGGUUCUCUACAAAAGAAGUGCACUUUAUGUAGGGGGCAAGGGCAUCAUCGGACAUAUUUUACCAGAUGGUCAUUCACUGUGGACAGAUAAACAUUCUCAUUUUUAUUAUUCAUUUGAAGCUGUGACUUGUAAUAUUGAUGUGUAAAUGUUUUCUCAUAUUUUGUUUUCACUGAGCUGUAGGGAUGGGUCUGAACAUGACUUCUAAGCUUGGUCCACGAACCUUGCUGCUGCAAGUUUGGGCUGCCACUAGUAUAGUAAUUUCCCAUCAGUCUGCCCCCUUCAGAGCCACUGAGUUAUUAAAGAAAGCAGUGAUGUGGGCAGACAUGUUGCACUAAAUGUGAAAUGUGUAAGACAUGCUUUCCUGUCACAACUAAUGCUCUCAGUAUGCGAGAUUUAGUGAUCCUGCACCAAUGUUGCAAACUGCAAUAUAUGGAAAAUGCAUUCUUUAUGAAUCAAUCCUCUUACACAAACAAUUGAGAUGAUUCUUUGUUGAGUGGGAACCUUACCUUCAUCCUUUCACAGGCUUCUCCAGCAGCAGUGUUUUGGGGGAUUUAUAUUUAACUCAACUCGUCUGACACUUCUGGCUGUAAUGAAUAACUGCCAUGUCUGUCAGAAUGUAAUGGCCUGUUGUAAUUCAUUCUUACUGCUUCGCAUUCUCUAAAUAGUUUUUGAUUUUGACCCUUGACCUCUUUGGUCAGCCGCUCUACACCAAUUGAAUUAUGUAAGGAACCAGAUCAGCAAGAUUUACUUUCUCACAUUUAUAUUUGCCACUGUAUUUGUGUACUUAAACUGUAAAUAAAUGAAUUACUUGUA
Siniperca chuatsi (mandarin fish) is the source of this 3350-nucleotide messenger RNA. It is a transcript of the gene csnk1db, whose product is annotated as casein kinase 1, delta b. The transcript has 9 exons. Lineage: Eukaryota; Metazoa; Chordata; Actinopteri; Centrarchiformes; Sinipercidae. The record is from RefSeq and is a predicted model, not a curated record. Gene Ontology annotation, biological process: spindle assembly; signal transduction; regulation of circadian rhythm. The coding region runs from base 417 to 1661 and encodes 414 amino acids. Gene Ontology annotation, cellular component: cytoplasm; nucleus; spindle microtubule. Gene Ontology annotation, molecular function: protein serine/threonine kinase activity; ATP binding.